AUGGGCUACAUUGCACCAGAACUAUACUCUAGGAACUUUGGAGGGAUAUCCUACAAGUCAGAUGUUUACAGUUUUGGCAUGCUGGUGUUAGAAAUGGUGAGUGGGAGGAGGAACACAGACCCAAGUAUUGGGAUCCAGAACCAGGUAUAUCUCCCAGAGUGGAUCUAUGAGAAAGUAAUGACUGGAGAGGAAUUGGUGCUUACUUUGGAAGUGACAGCAGAAGAGCAAGAAAAGACAAGACAGCUGGCUAUUGUGGCACUUUGGUGUAUUCAGUGGAACCCAAGAAACCGGCAAUCGAUGACAAAGGUGGUAAACAUGUUAUUGGGAAGUUUGCAGGAUCUGCAGAUGCCCCUUUGUCCCAUCUGA
Messenger RNA from Triticum turgidum subsp. durum (durum wheat), 366 nucleotides. The record is from the annotation of a GenBank genome assembly. Lineage: Eukaryota; Viridiplantae; Streptophyta; Magnoliopsida; Poales; Poaceae.